Molecule: messenger RNA, 6573 nt
Organism: Drosophila bipectinata
Lineage: Eukaryota; Metazoa; Arthropoda; Insecta; Diptera; Drosophilidae
Gene: mld
Product: molting defective
Biological process (GO): regulation of transcription by RNA polymerase II
Cellular component (GO): nucleus; chromosome
Molecular function (GO): zinc ion binding; RNA polymerase II cis-regulatory region sequence-specific DNA binding; DNA-binding transcription factor activity, RNA polymerase II-specific
Source: RefSeq, a predicted model, not a curated record
AUAUUUUUUUUCCAAUUUCAAAUCUCGUACGCGACGGACGUGGAAAAGUUGGCAGCGGAGAAAGCGCCGAGAAAUAGUUCGAAAAAUUCUUGUGUUGUCGAGAGUCGGAUUUUCGAGUUUUUGCCGAGUUUGUCGAGUUGUCGAGCUGUCGGAUUCAAUUGACCGAAAAACAAAAAUCACAAUUACAAUUACAACACAAAACUAAUUAAGUUCAGCGGCGAAAUCUUGGCAGAGUUUGCCUGCCAUUCGUACUGGCUGCAAAUAGCGUUUUUAGCCACAACCACAAUCAAAAGUAAAUUGGAAAAAGUAACGGAAUUCCCAUUUGUGUCUCGAAACGAAAGCGACGACGUCGUUGCCGUCGCUGUCGCCGCUGCCGCCAAGAAAAGAAACUGAGAAAUAUAUAGCCAAUUUCGUGGGUGAAGUGUGAAAAUUGUCGCGAGAUAAGGCCAAAAAAAAAAUCCACUGCAUAUCGACGACAGGCGGAUAAAGGGUUAUAUCAAGAAUCAAAGAAUCGAAGAGUAAAGAAAAUAAAAAAAAAAAUCAAGAAUAAUGAGUGCCAAUCGACGGAGAAGUAGCAGUUUCGGCUGCCGAAACGAAAAUCAAAAACAAAAAUCAACAAAAUUAGUGGCCAAGUCGGAGCGUGAGGUACUUUCUCUGCCACUGCCACUGAGGAGUGAAGAGGAUCCCGCCAUGGAGAUGCCACGCAUUUGCCGCUGCUGUUGCAAGCGUGAUCUGGAGCUAUUCUGCCUAUUCGAAGCCAGCAAACCAACACUAUCCUCCACAUCCACAUCCACAUACACUACCACGCCCACUACAGCUACAACUGCAACAGACACAUCUGCAUCGGAAGCUACAACAUCAUCUGCAGCAGGAGAUACAACAUUUGUGUCCAAUCCCAAUCCCAAUACCAAUUCCAGUACGAGUCCAGCGCCCAUGAGGCGCCGCACUACACUGGCAACCACAACGGCAGCUACAGCUUCAACACCAGCAACAACAACAAAAGCACAAACAACAGUGACCCGUGGACGCAGCAGCGAUAACCCCAUAGACUAUGCCCUCAGUGGGGCCCACAGCAGCAUGGACAUUGUCCUCGAGGAGAUGAUCAUUUGGAUGCUGAACAUAAAUCGCGAUGAUGGACUGCCGCAAGAAAUCUGCCGCCAGUGCAUGGCUCAGUUUCUGAUGGUGGCCAAGUUCCGGCGGAAAUGCGUACGGAUGCAGCAGCGCCUGCAGGACUUUGCCCAGGAAAUAUCUGACCGUCAGGCGGCCAGGCAGGCCAAGCGAGAGCAGAAGCUCGAAAAGGAAAAGGAACGAGAACGAGAGAAGCAAAGGCAACGAGAAAGAGAAACGGAAGCGGAAACGGAAUCGGAAGUAGAGCAAAAGGUGGCCGAGCCAGAGGUGGAGCUGCCAGUGACCGUUCCAGAGCGAAAGCGCCGCAUAGUCUCCGAGUCGGAGACGGGCGAGAAGCCAGGAGCCAUCGACAACGAAGGCGAGGAUCUACCUCCGCCCAAGACCCGGCGGCUGCAGCUGCGCCUGCGUAAGCUACGCAGCGUCUCCACCGGCUCGGACGUGGAACGGCCCUCGUCGGCCACCAUCGACGUCAGCAGUAUGCCCUGGAAGACGAAGGCCGCCCGCAAGGAGAUAUCCGAGCUGUGGUCGGCCAGCCCCUGCACCACCGAACAGUCCCAGUCGCCGCCCAGCACCAGCUCCGACUCGGAAGCCCCCAGCACCCACAGCAGCGACCUGAGCGACUUGUCGGUAGGUCCUUGCCGUGGCUUCGAUACCGACAACCAUCCCACCUCCCCAUCCAUCUCAUCCUCCGCCACCGGACAAACGAUGUCCACCGGUUUUCUGGAGUUCCCCCGAACCGUGCCGGUCGAGUUGAUGCCGCGUCGUGGCAGACGUCCGAGAAACGCCCCGGUCUACAUGCCGGCCAAGAGGGCCCGGCGAUCCUUCGCCAAGAAGAUAUCGAUAUCACCAGCCCAGGAGGUUGGAGCAGUUGCCGUAGAGAACACAAAGUCUGAUGAAGUACAGGAAAGCCUGGCAAUCGACAGCACUUGCAACGAAGUGCUCCAAGAAUCAUCUCAGAACCUCGUCCCGGAUGACGAGAACCAUCUGGAAGCUGAGAUUCCAGAGAUGCGCGAGGACGGUGUGGUCUCCAAUGGUGUUCCCCCCAAGGAAGAGCUAUCAGAAUCAAAUGAGUCUGAGGAGGAGAACCCCAACCCACUGCCAAAAGCUGAAGAAAGAGAAGAAGACGCUGGAAUUAGCGUCGCUCCCGUGGUACAAAAUGGCAAUGAAUCAGUUAACAUAAUCCCUGAAUCGAGACUGUCGAAUUUAUCUGAAAAUAGUACUGAAAUUAUUCCAAAGACGAGCCCCGAACCAGAAUCAGAAUCAGCCUCGACGGAGGAGCCGCUGCAAUCCGAGGAGCUGACCUCCUCCACAGAAUCGGCCGAGAAGGAGCCGAAAUCCCCAGAGCAGCCGGAAAUUAUAGUCAGCAUUCCGUUGAACGCUCUGAACGAGGACCUGCACCGCCGGCUCUGCACAGAUCCGGAGACCGAGGAGGCGGAUGGAGACGCCCAAAACCGCGAGACAGCCACCCCCAAGUCCGAUGAUGUCAACAACAAUGCAAACGGUGAAAAUUUUUGCCAGAGUGCUACAGCAGAUAGCUUCAAUUCUGCUGUGGCACUCCGAACCGACAACAUUGAAGCAACCCCCCCGACAGGUGACACGGCAGCUGACGAGAAUUUCCGAGCGGAUGAAGUACCCCGGGCAGCCGAAACCCCUCCAGACAUAGCCGAAGAAGAUGAUGAAGUGCAGCCGGUGCGGUCGGGCCACGCGCCCAUGGACUUUAUGGCCGAAUUCACUAAGCACUGCGAGAACGGAGUGGAGCAACUGAAGGCCACCACUCCGGCCACAUCGCCCACGCCCUCGGAACUGGAGCUGCCCCUCAACGAUCUCGAAAGCAAGCAGCAACUGGAGGUGGAGAUGAACGACGUGGAGAACACGCUGAAUGGCAUCCUCAACGAGAUGCAGGACCAGCACAUGUACACCCCGACCUGCUCCCACAUCGACGAGUUUCUGACGCCCGCCGACUAUGCCCCGCUCACCGAGCAGGAGCCCUCCGUCUCGCCACCCAACCCGGAUCCCUUCAACCAGACCAUGGAGGUGACCACGCCCACCAAAGCCCCCCAGGGUCAGAACGUAAACCCCUUCGAUAAUAGCAACUUCAGCAAUGAACUGAUCGGCUUCCAGAACGACAUUCCUUGUUUUGAGAACAUCGCGUCGUCACCGGAAUCCGACCAGAGCUUGCACCUGGAGUUGACGCAGUUCUUGAAGGAGCUGCAGCCGUCGAAGGAGGAGGACUGCAAGGGGGAGGCCCAAGUGGAGAUACAGGAGGUGGAAACCCAAAUUCAGGUGGAGAAUGUCGCUGAGAAUCAGACCGAACCGGGUCAGAUCCAAAUCGAAGCUUGCGAGGACACGCAGAUGGAGUCUCAGUCCCAAAUGUUCGUCCAGACGCAGGUCUUCGAACAGAACUCGGCCGAGAAUCAGUUCCAAAUACAGGCCGAGGUGCCGGUUGAAGUCCCAGGCGAGCGGCCGCCACAAAUCCAAACACAAUCGAUUCAGAUCCUGCCACACAUCCAGCCGCAAGUGCAUCAGCAAUUGCAGGUGCAGAAGCAGUCGCAGGACACGACUACGACCGUCACCUACGAACAGAUCUAUCAGCAGCACAUUGUCCAGCAGACGGUGAAGCAGUCGUCCAACAAGGUGCAGCUUAUCUCGCUGCCGGAGACGAGGCAGUGGCCGGCCCAGAAACCGCAACCGCAGCAGCAGCAGCAGCAACAGCUGCAGUGGUCGUCGGUGGGCGGGCUGGAGGCGGUGCGCAGUGCCCCCAUGGAGAGUGUAGUGGCGGCGGCACCCACAACCACCACCUACUACAUCAGCACAAGCGAUCUGUAUCCGCAGCAGCAGACCGAAACAUACGCCAUGCUGCAGCCCGCAUCGCUGGACUCCAACGAUAACUAUAUGCUGGAGCAGGUUAAUCAGCAGCCACAGCAACAGCACCUCCACCAGCAUAUCCAGCGCAUUCAGCACCAGCGCCCGCCGCAACAGAUUCAGCCCCAGCGGCAGCAACGCCAGCCCAUCAUGAUACUGAUUCAGCCGCCGGAUAUUCAGCGCCCGGUGGCCUCGGCCAGCAAUCCCCAGCAGGCGCCGUUGCACAUCUACGGUGCUCCCUCAAUCCGCAACGAGAUGCAGCAUCUGCAGCACGUCCAGCGCCAACGCUUGCAGCAGCAACAGCAGCAGCACCAUCAGCAGCAGCAGCUGCAGCAACAGCGCCAGCAGCAACUGCAACAGCAGCAGCAGCAGCAACAGAAGCAGCUGCAAACCCGACUGAUUAGAAGCCAUCCGGUUGUGGGAAUGCCGGGAGCCGCUUCCAUCUCAACCAAAGUAACGCCCAUGCCGGCCACCACGCCGGGCGGCCGGGCGUUGACACUCAAGUGCCGGUUCUGCCAGAACGGGCCGAGGUUCUCCAACAGCCUGGAGUACAGUCGGCACAUCAUCGACUUGCAUCCGGCCGUGGCGCCCUUCAACUGCCCGCACUGCCCGCUGGCCUUCGCCGGGCGGAAUAAGCGCUCCCAGCACAUUCUCGACCACCAUGUGGUCCAGCAGUAUCAGUGCGGUCAGUGUUCGCAGGUGUUUCCCGCCCAGCGUGCGCUCGAUGUCCACAUUCAGCGGUUCCACAUCUCGUCAAAGGCCACCACCGAGGGUGCUGCGAACGAGGGUGUUCGUGUGGAGGAGGUGCAGCUUCAGAUAGCCAACGAACAGCAGCAGCAGCACGCCCAGCAGUUGCAGCAACAAAAGCUCCAACAGCAGCAACGUGAGGAGCGAAUGCAGCUUUUGCAGCAACAGCAACUGCAGCAGCAGCAGCUGCAACACCAGCAACAGCACCUGCAGCAGCAACUGGAGCAGCAGCUCGAGCAGCAGCAGGAACAACAGCCACAGCAGCAGGCGAUGUCGCAGCAACCGCAGUCACCGCAUCCUUCGACCAUGGAUGUGCCGGCGAGCACGACCACGCCACGGAAGAUACUCUGCUGUCCGGACUGCGAGGAUUGCACUUCUGGCCACAGCCACUUCGAGGAGCUGACAAAUCUGCAAGCGCCACCCACUGUUCCCACCCCGCCCUCGACCAUCGUUUCGGCCGCCUCCCCGCAGCCCAUGAUGAGCAUGCCGCACAUAACAAUGCCCUCGCCGGAGCAGUCGGAGCCCGAUUCGACCACAACGCUGCGCCAGUUUCGUAAGCGGGGAGUGAUUGUGGGACCACAUGGGCCGCUGCACUUAGCCACGCCUGUGGCAUCACCGUCAGCAUCGCCCUCGUCGUCGCCCUCGUCCUCCACUGUGGACGUGGCGCCCCCCGCCUCGCCGGCACCGCCUCAGUCGCCGGCCACGCCCAGCCCAUUGCCGGCGAACGAGCUGCGAGCGACCCAGCAGUGUCAGUACUGCGAGGAGCGUUUCACCAACGACGCGAAUCUGAAGAAGCACCACCAGCUGGCCCACGGCUCCACCACCACGAUGCCCUUCGUGUGUGGCAUCUGCAAGCGGGGCUAUCGAAUGCGCACGGCUCUCCACCGGCACAUGGAGUCGCACGACGUCGAGGGCCGGCCGUACGAGUGCAACCUGUGCAAGGUGCGCUUCCCACGUCCCUCCCAGCUAACGCUGCACAAGAUUACCGUCCACCUGCUGACCAAGCCGCACACCUGCGACGAGUGCGGCAAGCAAUUUGGUACGGAGAGCGCCCUGAAGACGCACGUUAAGUUUCACGGUGAGCUCGGUUACCAGUGCGACGAAUGCGAUAAAUCGUUUGAAUAUCUCAGAGAAUUGCGAAAACACCGACGCACCCACACUAAGCAGUUUUACAAAUGCGAUAUAUGCCCCCGCGAUUUCAUGCAUUUUCAGAGUUUUCGCGCUCACAUGAACACCCAUUUGCCGUUUGGCGUGUUUCUUAACGAUGAUGCCACAGCCUCAAAGUCCACUAACAAUAACAACAAUAGAGGCAUUAAGCAAGGUACACCAACCGAUAAUCUGGAGAAUCCAUCCACACCGAUAGAGGAGACACCGUUGACGCCGAUGAGCUGCAACGGCGGCAACGGAUACCCCAGCAUCGAUGAAUACCCCGGCUCAGUCGAGAGCUGUGCUCUGGAGUCGAUCGCCCCGACGCCAUAACCCAUGGGGCAAUCUUAUUAUUUAGUUUACAAUACUUUAGUUCUUAGAAAUUAUCCAGAACCACCAGCCCGCCUAGUAACAAUGGCGCCUUCCUACACUUUUGCUACUUUGGAUGGCAAUUAUCUUCCAUUUGUCCAAUUGAAGUAAAAAAAAAAAUCCAAAAAAAAGAACCAGCAGACUGCAUUGAAUGCAAUCCAAUAUUGCACUUAACAAUUUAGCUAGUAAGCCACGAGUACACUCCCUCAAAAACAAAAACACAAAAUUUAAGACUAGUUAGUAAGCUAGUUAGAAUUUAAAACUUUCAUGCAAUGAAUACACACCAACCGAAAUGUUAGCUUUAGGCCAAAUACACGCAGA